Messenger RNA from Ilyonectria robusta, 2041 nucleotides. RefSeq lists its product as uncharacterized. The record is from RefSeq and is a predicted model, not a curated record. The coding region runs from base 127 to 1806 and encodes 559 amino acids. Lineage: Eukaryota; Fungi; Ascomycota; Sordariomycetes; Hypocreales; Nectriaceae. The transcript is spliced from 4 exons.
CUGAUUCAUAAGGGCGUUGCUCCCUCCCUCAUGGAUCAUGGUAUUCCUUCCAACUCCAGCCCGCUUUUAUGCCACCUACUUAAGUUACGCCUAUGAAUCGCCAUCUCGGGCCGCUCCAGUAAAUCCAUGUCCCUCGAACUUUUUAUCGAGGGCCGGUGCGGCCUUUGCAUGCUUAAUUUUGGCGUCUCCGAGAAAGUUGAGCAGGUCACUUUCGUGGAUGAUCCCUACACCUUUGUCAAAUCCACAUGUGGUGGGAACCUCACCAGGUAUGAACCCAGAGUGCGAUACGUCCAGUUCCAUGCGGGAUGCCUCCGCUUGACCAACUUUCGCUUGGCCCAGGACUUGGUGAAGGCGCUCCAAUACAGUACCGAGCCGUCUACGAACGAGAAGAGACGACGAUCCGACUGGGCUCGACACAACCUUACGAAUCAGUUAUUGAAGAGCUCGCAUCAGAAUAUCCCCCAUUUUGCUGCCUUUCCCCCUGAGGUAUGGAGAUAUGUAGCUGAGGAUCUCUUGAGCGAAUACCUCGCACUAAAGGCCAUCUCUCUGUGGAAAUCAUGCCUAGAUGACGCUUGCGUGACCUUGUCAAAGCCGAUAUGGUGUGGGUUUGUCGACUUUGAGGGCAAAAGGUACCUCUCGUCAUUGAGGAACAGCCGCCAUAACGGGGCCAAAAAGAUAUAUGACCCAAGCAAGCCAGUCGAUACCUUACACGUGGCCGAAGAUCAUAUGGGGGUCACUCAAUUGAUCUUUAGUGUCUCUUCAGAGCCACCAACAGUGAAACCAGUUCCUGGUACAUGGUGGAGAACAAUACGACCUCACCCGUACGGCAGAAUAUCUGCAAAGGCUGAUGGCAUAAAACUGCAUCAUCUGGAUGCAACACCCUGCUUACCUGAUUUCAUCUACGACUCGAUUGGAUGGCCGACUCCUACUCGCCAGCUCUUUCGAUUUUCCCAAUUCCUCUUCAAAUAUCCACCGCGGAUGACAUUCUUCACAUGCAACGACCCAUCUACCACCGGCUACUCAGCAUGUUCUAACGGUGGACUUGUCACCUUCCACGUCCACAAAAGCGGCGAGGACAUGGGGUUCUACAAAGCUGCACAUUCGGAGGGUGCUAGCUGGAAUUACAUGCCUAUGGGCGAGAAUGAAACAAUCACAGAAAUUUGGCGACUUCAAAAGUGGAAGAUGUCAUUGGGGAUCAAAACCAGCAAAGGGCGCAUAUUCAUUAUCGGUGCUCGCGAUUUCGAUAAUCAAUUCCCAAAUAUCUGGUGUCUGGUCGAUACGCCGACCCAACAGCCGAGCCAAAUAUAUUUCGAAGACUCCUGUACAUCUAUCGAAACGUUCGCCUUCGAGACCCCGGAGCCCGACUGUACAGGAAGGCAUUUUUUCGAACCGAAGCCGUUGAUCGCGCAUUUUGGGGUGAAUUAUUUUGAAGACUUCUUUUUCAACUCGGCGGACCUCGAAGGCUUAUGCGCGGUAAUGCCAUGUAAGCCGAGGGGCUUAGAAACAUCUGUUGGCAUGCUGCUCCUUUAUUCGGACGGCCAUCGAGAGAGCAUCGGAGAGGUCCGCCUGGAUUGCCUGGCGGCGCCAAUCAAAAUUAUUCCCUCUGGGUCUCUGUGGCUAGGUUUCGAGCUGAAGGAUGGGAGGCUCCCAAACGUGGCCGAGGUUUCUCUUGUUCCUUCAGGGAGGUCGUGUCAAUACCUUCAACUGCGUUGUUUCGGAAGGUUGGAGUGGCAGUGGUCCUACCGACAAUGCACCGUGUCGUAUAGGCACCAGCACAGCCCGCCUAUGUAUCGUUGGCCUUACUAAGUAGCCCCUGUGAACUGGGUCGAAAAGAAGACGAAUCUUCAUGGCUGAGAUGGAUUUGUACAGAGUAAAAACCCGUUGCUAUGAAUCUGAAUCUUCUCCUGAAGGCGCUACCUGACAGCCGGAAGCGGGGCAACGUUGUAGAAAUGAAUGAAUAUGCAGGCCUGAUCACAAACAAAUGGCGGCAAUAUUCAUCCUCGAUACAGAAGUUUCAAUCUAAAAAUCUAUGAUAUAGGUG